UGAACGCGCACGCUAUACGCGGGUGUAGAGAAGGAGGGGUCAGGAUUCUGUUACUGCAGCUGCUUGCCUUGGACGUGAAUGCGAAUACUGUGAUGCAGCCGUAGUUUCUCAUAGCCUAUCACUAAGCCAAACGGCACUGAAAUCUAAACUCGACUCAGAUUUAUCACGCCCGACAAAACGAUUGUUGAGGAGGUAGGUUCUCAUCAUGGCUGAACAGCAGCGGCAGCGUUCCCUCUCCACCUCUGGAGAGACACUUUACCACAUACUGGGCGUCGACAAGUUGGCUACACCCGAUGACAUCAAGAAGUCUUACAGGAAGCUGGCGCUGAAAUACCAUCCCGACAAGAACCCUGACAACCCAGAGGCAUCAGAUAAGUUUAAGGAGAUCAACAGCGCUCAUGCCAUCCUGGUCGAUGCCACCAAGCGCAACAUCUACGAUAAGUACGGCUCUCUGGGGCUCUACGUGGCCGAGCAGUUCGGUGAGGAGAACGUCAACACCUACUUUGUCCUGUCCAGCUGGUGGGCCAAGGCCUUAUUUGUGCUCUGUGGAGUGGCCACGGGCUGCUACUUCUGCUGCUGCCUGUGCUGCUGCUGUAACUGCUGCUGUGGCAAGUGUAAACCCCGGCCCCCUGAGGGCCAGGACCCAGAGUUCUAUGUCUCUCCCGAAGACCUGGAGGCUCAGCUGCAAUCAGAUGAGAGAGAGGCUGGUGGCGGUGAGCCCAUAGUGUUGCAGCCUUCCUCGGCCACAGAGACCACCCAGCUGACGUCCGACGGUCACCACUCCACCUACCGGACCGACACCGGUUUUAACUAGCACCGCUCCAUCUCCAGCCUCCACCGUGAUCCCCCCUACUCCACCUGAGUGAUGAGCUAGAGGAAUGAUUCGUCUGACAACAUCGAAACGCGCCUUCAAUGGUGGUGCACAAGCUGAACUUUUAAGACAUCCCCCAAACCCCAACCCCUGCUCCACCCCAGUCCCGCCAAUCUGUCACCACUUCCAUCUGUUCCAGAGUGGCACAUACCCUCGUCAGUGUAGCUCAAUAAGGGAAGAAAUGAUGUUUGCGCUCCUAUUGUUUGCUGUCACCUCUUUUUGGCCUUUUGAUUCUGAAUUUGCCCUCCCACAAUCCCUUUCUAAUCCUGGUGUCGUCUAGCAUGUACUGUUUGCUCAUUAGGUAGGAUUUUUCUCAUGUAUGUUUUUUCUAGUCAUAGGUGUUUAUGAAGGUGUAUGUUUUCAUUCAUUCAUUCAUUCAUUCAUUCAUGUUGUGUCACAGUAGGCUAGGCACCAGGCUCUGUCUACUGGACGUAGUUGUGAGUGAGGUGUUUGGCUCAGGGAAGCUUUGGAUCAGAGAGGUAACUGGUCUUUUUGUUUUGUUUUUGUGUUUGUUUGUUUAUCCCCAAAGCCGCAUGCCGUCUGUUGCCACACACGCCCCAGGGUUUCCUAGGAACCAAACCACUUAACACACACAUACAUACACAUAUCAGAAUGCACAGCUUAUGCUGAUUUAUGCCAAAACACUGCUUGUCAAGAGUUUCAUUUUUAUCCGGCGGUAGCCAGUCUUAUUAUUAUAAACUGGGUUUCUCAGCUCUGUUUGAGGUAUUUCAAGCAGCCCUUAACUUUCCUCAUUCAUUCUGUCAUAUUUUUACAUUGUAAUACUUACAACACCAGAAACACCUUAGGGCGGCUAUUAUUAACACAAAACCUUAUUGCAGAGGAUGCAGAGUGUGACAGAUGGAUCUUUACAGAGCUCUAGCCAACUAACGGGUCAUAUUGUCAUGUGGUCUUUGUUUGUUUUUCUGAAUUAACUCUUCAACUCAUAUGAAUAAGGACAUUGUAGAGAACUGGAGAACGCAUUGCAGUAAUGCUGUUUGACAGGUUUAGGUGGGCAUGUAUUUAUGUCGUGUUGUUUUGAUUCGGAGUUGUCGACUGGUCUGACCUGAUUCUGGCUCCUCGUUCCAGUCACGUUAGCUCUAGUUGUCUGUAAAGCCAGCGGAUUACCGUGUGUGUUUGUCAUUCCUUCCCCCCCUCUACAUCUCCUUACUGAGUGCUGAGGAUUAUGCAUAAGAAAAUAAGAAAAAAAAAUAUUACAUGUAUAAAUAUACACACACGCAGGAUGUGUCUGUAUAGUAUAUGUAUAUUUUGCUCAUUUUGACUUUGUUGGAUUUUUGUUCAUUCAUAUUUAUGAGUGAAUUUUGUUUCUUGUGGUUGUGGUUGUUUGUCCUUACGAGUGCCACACCCUUCUGGUUGAUUGAAGCCUUGACAACUACUUGACGGAAUCUUGCAGCAGUAUGGCAUACUCUGCAUGUCAGAGAGAUUGUGUACCAGAUAGCAUCCUGGUGUUUCAUGCAUUUGAAAUCAAUUGCCACCAGUGUCUAAAGAGAUAACAUAAAGGUUUAAGAUAUGAGGAUGCUCCUAAUUGGAACAAUUCCUCUCAGGAUUGAGAGCGUUGAGAGCGAAUAGUUGAUCUGGUCAAGAACAAGUGAGGGUUUCAUUAUUAGUUGGAGAUGACAUUCACCUGUGGUUUAGCACUGUUGGUGUACUCAUUCUGUGAUCAUUGUGGUGAGGUUUAAGUAACCGUCGUACUUGGGGUUGGUGGAAAUAUGUAAACUGAUUAUUAGAAGAUUUACUAAACAGGAAGGUGAGGAUAUUCACAACCUCCUGAUAUCUAAAGUGACAUCUUAACAGUAGCACUGGAACACAAAAUGGCUGUACAAUUAUGCAGUGUCAUUACUAGGGCCCUCUCCUAACACACAUUUAUUGUUCCAGUCAUAAUGUAACAUACAAGUACAUUCUUAUCACUUCCUCUUGUGUUGAAAGCAUUUCAUUGGAAUGAUUUUGUCUCUCUUAGAAAAUUUGCUGAUUUUAAACGUCUGCAGCCAAGGACCCCUUUCUGGGUAUCUUCUUACAUAGUGACAAAUAUGUUGUGUCAUCAAACCUAUUAAUUCACCAAAAGUCCUAUUUUAUUUGUCUGUUUUUCAUAUUGUAUGUUAUAUAUUUUUUUUUAUAAUCAUGAGAAUUUAUAGGGUGUAUUAUUGUUGGUGUUUUUAUGUUUGUGAAGUGGAAUUCCUACAUACCAUGGGGAAGGUCCCUAAUACGCUAUUGAGUACAAAGUGACAGCUUCCUCAUAAUCAGCUCACAGGUGACCACAGUGAGCAUUAACCACUAUGAAUAUGUAAUUAAUUAUCAAUAAAUAUUGAUCUCAUUAAUAUAAACACUGAGCUAAACGCAAGCCAUUUCUUUCUCACGUCAUCUUUACGUUGUAAUAUCACUCUCAGAAGUUAUGAUGCAGUUCUGCUCAUUUUUUAAAAAUUAUUUAUUGUUUAUUUCUCUUCCUAACUGCGUCCUGUGUUUGGACAUUAUUGUAAAUGACCACAAAAACCAUUCAGCCAUAAGUACUCUUCUUUUUGUUGUCUGUGAAAUGCCAAUAACGUGAGUUUGAACUGUUUACAAUGAGUUUGUGAGCAUUCCUCUUCUGCCUCCUUGCCUUCUCUCUUCCUUAGUUGCUCUCAGUGGUCGUUUCGGCCCCUGUGGUCCCAAGCAUUGCAUUUCCACACUUCCCCUCUAGAACAUCUGACAGCUACUAAAGCUUCUUUAUCGAUAUGUUGGAUAAAUGCAACGUUUUGAGUUUAAUGCAGUGUAAAAAAGAUAUCUAUUGUACUUGACAAAAAGAUCAGGAAACAGAUUCUUUAGAAAAAAAGACUCUACGAAACGAUGACAGUGCUUAGUGUAAUAAUAGUGAUAUGGUGAGUUGAUGCGUUUUUUAUUUUAUUAUCUUAUUUUGUCUGAUGAACUGUCCUAGCUUCAAAUUGUAUGUAAUUUGGAUGUGGCUAUGAAGCUAUGCUACCCAUGGUUUAAUGGUUAAGGUCUCAUGUACAUACACUGAAAUAUGAAGUAUAAUAACAGACCUUUAUGUUGUAGCAUGGUAAUUGUAUGUCUGGAAGAGAAAAAAAAACAUUUAUCUGAUUUGCUGUUGUAAAAUAAAUGUUUCUGAACAUUUAAAAA
Messenger RNA from Clupea harengus (Atlantic herring), 4000 nucleotides. It is a transcript of the gene dnajc5aa, whose product is annotated as DnaJ heat shock protein family (Hsp40) member C5aa. NCBI's taxonomy places the organism in Eukaryota, Metazoa, Chordata, Actinopteri, Clupeiformes, Clupeidae. Gene Ontology annotation, cellular component: membrane; presynapse; intracellular membrane-bounded organelle. Gene Ontology annotation, biological process: regulation of synaptic vesicle cycle. The record is from RefSeq and is a predicted model, not a curated record.